Adineta ricciae is the source of this 741-nucleotide messenger RNA. NCBI's taxonomy places the organism in Eukaryota, Metazoa, Rotifera, Eurotatoria, Adinetida, Adinetidae. The record is from the annotation of a GenBank genome assembly.
AUGUCGGGAUCUACCUCAAAACAACCAAAACUUGAUGAAGUUGAAAUGCAAAAAGCAUUUGAAGUCAUUGGCGAAGUUCAAAACGAAAUCGACCGUCUUAACGAACAAGCCAGCGAAGAAAUUCUUCAAGUUGAACAAAAAUACAAUAAACUUCGGCAACCUAAUUACAAAAAACGUUCAGACUUGAUCAGCAAAAUCCCAUCAUUUUGGAUUAGUGUGUUUCUUAAUCAUCCUCAACUAUCGGGCUGCCUAGACCAAAACGAUGAAAAUGUUUUACAAUAUCUUAAACGUGUCGAUGUUGAAGAGCAUGAAGAUAUCAAAUCAGGCUAUCGUAUUAAAUUCACUUUCGAUACAAAUCCAUACUUUGAAAACGAUUCAAUCGUUAAAGAAUAUAGUAUCACUGAAUCAAGCGAAACACAAUGCAAAGCAACGCCUAUUCGAUGGAAAAAUGGAGCAAAAAACGGUCAAUCAGCGACCAAUCGAAAAACUGACGGUGACAAUUCGCGUAAACGUUCCCAUGAUCAUGAAAAUGACAAUGAACAUGGUGCAUUUAUGAGUUGGUUUGUGGAUACUACUGGUGAAUCAGGCAAUGAUGAAUUUGGAGAAGUUAUUAAAGAUGAUAUCUUUGUUAAUCCUCUUCAAUACUAUUUGGCUGCAACAACUAACGAUGAAGACGAAGGUAGCGGUGGCGAGAAUGACGACGACGAAGAUCCUGAAGGCAACGAAGAAGAACAAGAAUAA